AUGGAUUUUCAGCACCGUGUUGGUGGCAAAACUGGGUCGGGUGGUGUAGCUUCGGAGUCGGAAGCUAAUCGGGAUAGGCGUGAACGCCUUCGACAACUGGCAUUGGAUACAAUCGAUCUGGAAAAAGAUCCAUACUUUAUGAAAAAUCAUUUGGGUACAUAUGAAUGCAAGCUUUGUUUGACUCUUCACAAUAAUGAGGGCAGUUAUCUUGCCCACACCCAAGGGAAAAAACACCAGUAUAACCUUCAACGGCGUGCCCAUGAGCAAGCCAAAGAGGGUCCUGCCACACUUCAGCCGGAAAAGGCCCGGGUAGAACCGAAGAAAUUUAUAAAGAUUGGUCGUCCAGGUUACAAAGUUACAAAGCAGAAGGACCCUGACACAGGUCAGCAGUCCAUGUUGUUUCAAAUCGACUAUCCGGAGAUCGCUGAUGCCGCUGGGGUGAUUCCGCGUCAUCGAUUCAUGUCAGCCUACGAGCAGCGCGUCGAACCACCCGAUAGAAAGUGGCAGUACCUUCUCUUUGCUGCUGAGCCCUACGAAACGAUAGCUUUUAAAGUACGCAGUCGAGAAGUGGACAAGGAUCCUAAAAAAUUGUGGACAUUCUGGAACUCGGCAUCCAAACAGUUUUUCCUCCAAUUUGCCUACAAACUGGAGAAUCAGUCGGGUUCGUCUGCAAUGAUGCGCGAAUUAGAAAUGCAGAAGGCUCGAGCCCAACAGGCCCAACUGCAGCUUCAAUUGCCACCGCCGCCGCCUCCUCCACCUCCACCCAUUCAUAUGAAUGCUUCGGCGUUUGGUGGGGCACAUUACGGAAUGCCUCAGCCGCCACCGCCACCCCCAGUCGGUGGCAUGAUGGCCCCGCCCCCACCUCCACCACCUCCGAUCAGCAAUGCAGGAAAUCAGCCGCCUCCGCCGCCACCACCACCACUUCUGUCCGCCCCUCCUCCUCCCCCGCCGCCGCCACCCCCACCGCCACCACCGGCUUCUCACUAA
Messenger RNA from Mesocestoides corti, 987 nucleotides. NCBI's taxonomy places the organism in Eukaryota, Metazoa, Platyhelminthes, Cestoda, Cyclophyllidea, Mesocestoididae. The record is from the annotation of a GenBank genome assembly.